Messenger RNA from Lachancea fermentati, 1404 nucleotides. NCBI's taxonomy places the organism in Eukaryota, Fungi, Ascomycota, Saccharomycetes, Saccharomycetales, Saccharomycetaceae. The record is from the annotation of a GenBank genome assembly.
AUGAGUUUCAAAGGGUUCACAAAGGCGGUAGCAAGGGCGCCUCAAAGCUUCCGGCAAAAGUUUAACAUGGGUCAGCAGACUGAAGAUGCUGUUUAUGAGGAUGCAGAACGGCGGUUUAAGGAGUUGGAGGCUGAGACCAAGAAACUUAGCGAAGAAUCGAAGCGUUACUUCACAGCUGUGAAUGGGAUGCUACAGCAUCAGAUUGGAUUUGCAAAAGCAAUGGAAGAGAUUUUCAAGCCCAUUAGCGGUAAGAUGAGUGACCCCAACGCUGCUGUUCCCGAGGACAAUCCAGAGGGAAUUGAGGCAAGUGAGCAGUACCGUGAGCUUGUGGCGGAACUGCAAACAACUUUAAAACCCGACUUGGCGCUCAUUGAGGAAAAAAUUGUACAGCCUUCACAGGAGCUGCUUAAAAUCAUCAACUACAUCCGGAAAAUGGCUACCAAGAGAAAUCAUAAGCGUAUAGACUUGGAUAGGCAUCUCAACACCUUAAACAAGUACGAGAACAAGAAGGAACCUACUGCGAAGGACGAAGAAAGAUCAUACAAGGCACAGGCUCAAGUGGAGGUCGCGCAACAGGAGUAUGACUACUACAACGAUAUGCUGAAGAACGAGCUACCAGUUCUUUUCCAAUUGGAGGCCGAGUUCGUCAAGCCUCUAUUCGUGUCAUUCUACUACAUGCAGCUUAACAUCUUUUACAGUCUUUACAAUAGAAUGCAGGAUAUGAAGAUUCCAUACUUCAACUUGGACAGCGAUAUUCUCGAAGAGUUUAAUGCUAAGAGGGGUAACAUUGAGGAACAAACCGAUUCCUUGAACAUCACGCAUUUCAAAGUGGGAUAUAAUAAAGCAAAACUAGAGAUGACUAAGAGACGGUACGGUGCGCAAUCCCCUACCAGUCCCACAUCACCCGUCUCCGGUACGUCCUCCUUCGGACAGGCUCCUGUAUACAACUCAGCCGCGGUGGCUGGCGCGCCAGGAUACGCGCCACAAUCGCCCACUACAGCUUAUGGGCAAACGUCCCAACUACCCUCCUAUGGACAAGCGACUUCUUUUGUAGCUCCUCAAGCACAAUACCCGCCCCAAGUGACAGGAAACGAGAAAUCUCAGUACAUACCACAACCAACUGCCGCACAGGCUGCAAUUCCACAGGCCCCAAUGGCAGCUCCACAAACUGCUUCCUCGUAUGCCGUGUCCUCACCUCCAACUACUGCACCAGCUCCUGGCGUUGAAACGGUGACUGCUCUCUAUGAUUACCAAGCCCAAGCCGACGGAGACUUGACUUUCCCAGCUGGUGCCAUCAUAGAAGUAGUCGAACGUACAUCAGAUGCUAAUGGCUGGUGGACUGGCCGCUACAAUGGCUACCAAGGUGUUUUUCCAGGAAACUACGUUCAGUUGAACAAGCAAUGA